Molecule: messenger RNA, 8977 nt
Organism: Salvelinus fontinalis (brook trout)
Lineage: Eukaryota; Metazoa; Chordata; Actinopteri; Salmoniformes; Salmonidae
Product: proto-oncogene tyrosine-protein kinase Src-like
Exons: 13
Coding region: 467-2113 (548 amino acids)
Biological process (GO): osteoclast development; progesterone receptor signaling pathway; negative regulation of extrinsic apoptotic signaling pathway
Cellular component (GO): extrinsic component of cytoplasmic side of plasma membrane
Molecular function (GO): growth factor receptor binding; ATP binding; non-membrane spanning protein tyrosine kinase activity
Source: RefSeq, a predicted model, not a curated record
CCUAUCAUAUUGUGCUGUCUUGUUUCGUCAGUGAUGCAUAGUGAUCUUGCCUUUUUUCCCUACAAGGCAUGUUUUCACUAUAUCCCUCGUAUCUGGCACAGGGAUUAAUUUCAUAGCCCUAAUUUAUCACUUCGCAUUUCAUUAAGCCUACUUAAUUUUACUGAUAUCCUAAACGGAUGGAUGUCCAUUUCCACCGCCUACUUGCGUUUAUUUUAGCGAAUUGGAUCGCCACCGCAAUCUGAGUUGUGCCCUCUGCUCAAGGCAAUUCCCGUCAUGACCUGUCUAUUCUUUCAAAUUCGCUAAAUGGCAUUUUCCUUCGGUACUAGUGUUCUCAAAGAAGUUAGACAUCAUUCGUUUUCGAAUCCUUUUCAUCAAAUGAAGACUACUGUGGGGAUUUGAUUUGGUUCUUCACGCACUCUUCUGUGCCUUGCGUAAACCUCAAGACGCUUGCUUCAAAGGCCUGCUGAUGGGGGCGGGCAAGAGCAAGCCCAAGGAGCCAGGUCAGCGCUCACUGAGUCUCGAUGGCACCAUUGGCACGGGCUCGGACAGUGCGCACCACCACCACCUCAACUCGACCCAGCAGACCCAGACCCCCAACAGGAGUCCCGCCGUAGGGGGCGCCAGGCAUGGCCACCACCCCGGGCAUGCUCCCACCAACACCCCCGAGCUGGCGCUGUUCGGUGGAGUAGACCACACGAGCAGUAUCACCUCCCCUCACAGAGGACCACUGGCAGGAGGUGUCACUACAUUUGUGGCACUCUAUGACUAUGAAUCACGGACUGCCUCGGACCUGACCUUCAAGAAAGGCGAGCGGCUGCAGAUCAUCAACAACACGAGAAAGUACAGCUUCAGGGAAGGGGACUGGUGGCUGGCUCGGUCUCUGACUACCGGAGAAAGCGGUUACAUCCCCAGCAACUAUGUGGCCCCCUCUGACUCCAUUCAAGCAGAAGAGUGGUAUUUUGGGAAAAUAACUCGGCGCGACUCAGAGAGGCUCCUUUUGAGUUUACAGAACCGACGAGGCACCUUCCUGGUCCGAGAGAGCGAGACCACCAAGGGAGCCUACUGCCUGUCCGUGUUGGACUACGACAACACCAAAGGUCUCAACGUCAAACACUACAAGAUACGCAAGCUAGACAGCGGUGGUUUCUACAUCACCUCACGCACCCAGUUCAGCAGUCUGCAGCAGCUGGUCUACCACUAUCAUAAGCAUGCAGAUGGACUGUGCCACUGUCUGACAGAGGUGUGUCCGGUGCUGAAGCCUCAGACCCAGGGCCUGGCCCGCGACGCCUGGGAGAUAUCCCGGGAGUCCCUCCACCUCGACCUCAAACUGGGACAGGGCUGCUUCGGAGAGGUCUGGAUGGGGACAUGGAAUGGUACAACGCGGGUGGCCAUCAAGACCCUGAAGACAGGUACCAUGUCCCCAGAGGCCUUCCUCCAGGAAGCCCAGGUCAUGAAGAAGCUGAGACACGAGAAACUGGUGCAGCUCUACGCCGUGGUGUCUGAGGAACCCAUCUACAUUGUCACCGAGUACAUGAGCCAAGGUAGCCUGUUGGACUUCCUGAAAGGUGACACGGGCAAGCUGCUACGUCUUCCCCAGUUAGUGGAUAUGGCAUCUCAGAUUGCAGCAGGGAUGGCAUAUGUAGAGAGAAUGAACUACGUCCACAGAGACCUCAGGGCUGCCAACAUCCUGGUCGGGGACAACCUGGCAUGUAAAGUGGCCGACUUCGGCUUGGCCCGCCUCAUAGAGGACAACGAGUACACUGCUAGACAAGGUGCCAAGUUCCCCAUUAAGUGGACGGCACCAGAGGCUGCACUCUACGGACGCUUCACCAUCAAGUCAGAUGUCUGGUCAUUCGGGGUCCUGCUCACUGAACUGGCCACUAAAGGCAGAGUCCCAUAUCCAGGCAUGGUGAACCGGGAAGUGUUGGAUCAGGUGGAGCGUGGCUACCGGAUGCCCUGCCCUGCUGAGUGCCCAGCCUCCAUGCACGAGCUCAUGCUCACCUGCUGGAGGAAGGACGCAGAGGAGCGCCCCACCUUCGAGUACCUCCAGGGCUUCCUGGAAGACUACUUCACCUCCACCGAGCCCCAGUACCAGCCUGGGGAGAACCUAUAAGGCUCAGGGACAUCAACACCCCCCCCCCCUCCCCUCCCCGGGCCUCAUGGAUGGACUUGCCCACCCCCCUGCCCAAUGCCCACCCCUGCCCAAUGCCCACCCAUGUCACUGCCCACCCCUCACUGCACGCUGAUCACGGGUCAGGUUAGUGUUAUUUCCCCACUGUAAUGGACUAUGGUUAAGGAUGGUUUAGGAGUGGGAAGAAAAGGGGAGCUGAUCCUAGACCUGUUGUUAUGAGUGACUUCUAACCUGAAGCUACAGAGACCGGUUUUGUGGGGACUGUCAUAGUGGUUGAGGGUUGGACUGAUGCGAAAGGUGCUGAUCCUAGAUCUGUGGAGGAAAGAUGGUAAGUGUCCUAAGGUGGAGUAGGGUACAGUUGCCCCUGGAUGCUGAUCUUUGGUCAAUUUAGCAUUUUCUCCACUAAUGGUUAAGAUCAGGGGAGGGGAAGCUGAUCCUAGAUCUGUAGCUAGGAAAAACUUCAACCCGAAGUGCCCUAAGGAAGGACGGAGGAUAGUGAGACGGAACAUGGCCACUGUUUUGACCCUCCCUCUCUGUCCUCGUCCCCUUCUCAUCAAAGGCUUUGCCCGGAAUCCGUUCAAACUUUUCCCAAAGUGUGCACUUGUGCACUACCUGUCAAGCAUUGGAUUAUUGUAAGCAUUGGCUAAACUAGAGGAAGUCUCCCUCAUUGUUGAAAUCCGCCCUCAUUGUUGAAAUCCACAAGGGGGAGUGUGCAAGUGCACACUUUCAAGUUUGGAGAAAUUAGAAGCAGCUAUAGCAUCUGACCUCUCCACCUCCUCUCCUCUUGCAGAGUGCUGCCAACGUGGCACCGGUGCCGAAGGAACGUCCGUCUGUUUUCCCUCCACCUCCUCUCCUCUUGCAGAGCGCUGCCAACGUGGCACCGGUGCCGAAGGAACGUCCGUCUGUUUUCCCUCCACCUCCUCUCCUCUUGCAGAGCGCUGCCAACGUGGCACCGGUGCCGAAGGAACGUCCGUCUGUUUUCCCUCCACCUCCUCUCCUCUUGCAGAGUGCUGCCAACGUGGCACCGGAGCCGUAGGAACGUCCGUCUGUUUUCCCUCCACCUCCUCUCCUCUUGCAGAGUGCUGCCAACGUGGCACCGGUGCCGAAGGAACGUCCGUCUGUUUUCCCUCCACCUCCUCUCCUCUUGCAGAGUGCUGCCAACGUGGCACUGGAGCCGUAGGAACGUCCGUCUGUUUUCCCUCCACCUCCUCUCCUCUUGCAGAGUGCUGCCAACGUGGCACCGGUGCCGAAGGAACGUCCGUCUGUUUUCCCUCUCUCUUGUGCAUACCAAAUGGCUCCCUAUUCCCUACAUACAUGUAGUGCACUACUUUUGACCAGAGCCCUAUGGGAAUAGGGUCAAAAAUAGGACACUAGGGCUCAGGUCAAAAAGUUGUACACUAUGUAGGGAAUAGGGAGCCAUUAGGGAUGUAACUUCUGUGGGUCUGUCUGUCUCCCUUUCUUUGCCUAUUUCCUCCUCUCUCCAGUAUUCUCAAGUGCUGCUUCCUCCAGGUCUCCAACUCUCAGAUUGAAUUUUUUGAAAGUUUUUAUUUGUUUUGUCUAAAGAUGCUGCUUCUUUCUUUCUUCCUCUGUCAAUAAAACUGAAAUGUUGUAAAGCUCCCAGACAGUUUCACAUGAAAUGUAUCGGAUGACAGCAUUGUAUACUCAUAGAAGUGAUGUCAAGCAUACUGGGUGCUAAUAGACUCCCUGUUAGUACAAUUGCACCUGGGUCAUGUUCACGACUUUAAAAACAUUUUGCAACAGAAAAUGAAAAUGUAGGGUUUGUUAUUAGAUAAGCCCACUUUGUCCAUGCCUUUUUCCGUCCGUUUAAUUCCGUUGGGCGCCUAUUGAACACAGCCCUGUUUUUGUUGUUGUUGUGUGCAAUCACCCUGAGAUUAUUGUGACUCAGUUGUACAAUCAUUAGAAAGGUUUAUUGAGGACCCCAAAACUUUCAUUCUUAAAUGCAUUCCUUUUAAUGUGGUUUGUGAAAGAAGCAGGGUACUGAGAGCCAGUCAAAUAUGAAGGAUUGCAAACGUGCACAAUGAGUUAAAUGCUGUGUGAAUUCCUGUGUGUGGGUCAAUUCAAUCCUCUUUGCUAAUCAAAUCUGGCACUAGAAGCUAUGCAUCUUUAAAUAAUAACCCCUUUCAUCCCUUAUUGGGAUUUAGGUGGCUUUUUUUAUCCCCCAAUGAUCAGUAAUUAUGUAAUGAACUACGACUAAAUAUUUUUUGCUAAUUAAGUAAUAUAUUUAAUGAUUAGAAAGCCCCUUGGACUUGUGAAAUCCCUUGUAAAUCGUAACAUUGCCACAAUCCUUCACAGGCAGAUAGACGGGUGGGGAAAUAUACACCAUUUUUACACUAUUGUGCUCACCCAAACUGUACUGUCCCGAACCAUACCAUUAUGGUGGAUGUGAAACCAGGCCAGUACAGUGCGGCUAAGCUCAGUAGUGUGAAAUGGGUUUGAGUGAUUUGGUGUUCUGAACUGACAAUGAGAGGGACCUGCAGGGGGCGGUGCUGUCAUUUUUGGUUCUAGUGCAAAUAUCACUGAUCUAACACGGUAAGAUUAGUGAAAGCAAUGGAGUGGAAACCAUGUCUUCACCAAUCCACUCACUUACAGAUCAGUGAUUACCUCAAGUAAGGGAGGAAGGUAGGAAGGAUGCAUUUUAUAGAUAUGCCUAGGACUAUUUCAAUGGAUCUGGAGGACAUUAGGUGUAUGUAUGUAUGAUGUAUAUACAGUCAAUGCUGCCAUCUAACCUCAGCCAGUAGAAUGCAUGUAUUAGUGAUAUAUUGUAACUAAUACAUCUCCCAGCAACACAACAUUAAGGGCUAGUUUCCCAGACCUAGAUUAAAGCUGGAAUCCAGUUGAAACUGCCUCAGCCGUUUGUGGUUUUACAACAAAGAAGUCAUUCUCCCCCCCCCCUUGGACAUCAUUGCACAUGUGAUAGAACAGCAGCAUAUGCACGUUUUGUAUGUUUUUUUCCACCACAGCCACUGUUAUUGGUUUUGUUUUGUUGACGAAGCGGAGCGAUGCUCCUCAGCUCUGCAUCUCAACGAAACAAAAACCAGAACAACGGCUGGGGGGGGCAGGCAGAUGGCGCUGUUUCCCCUACAGCAAAUUCCACCUUUAAGCCUAGUCCUGGACCAAAGGGCAUGCUUUAAAAAAAAGUGUUUCUUAGUGAGAAACUAGUCUUAAUCUGAGGGCUGGUUUCCCCAGACAAAGUGAGUUGGAUAUCAGAUCAAUCCUGUCUCUGAAUUUUCUCCCUCUUGAAACUGUAGUACCAGUUCAUUUCUUCCUUGCUAUGCCUUGUGUUUCCACAAGGUGAAACAUCUGGGCUGCAGAGAGUAGCUUUAUGUGUUUUUGCUUGAAUCCCUUACCUUGGGUUUUCACGAGGUGAAACGCAUAUGGGUUGCAGAGAGUAGCUUUCGGUGGUUUCCAACGUGUACAUUUUGAUCAACCUUGAUUUAACUGGAAUGUAGCGUGAUCUGAGAGUGACAAAUACAUUUCCUGGGAGAUGCUGCAGAGUGUUACGUAGGCAGCUCAAAGGAGAAAGACUCCUUUCUCAAAUGAGAAAGACAUGGGAACUUAAAACUAGGUUUGUACAAUUCCAGUAACUUUCCCUAAAUUCCCAGUUUUUCCAGAAAUCCUAGUCGGAGGAUUACGGAUUGUCUGCUUACUCCCUCUGAAUUUUGGGAAUAUUUCCGGAAUUUUGCAAUCCUUAACCUCUACUGCUAAAGACAACCAAAAGACCUCGAAAGAAGAAACCGAAUUGGUCCACACUUGGUCUUAUGUGAAAUGGCUACUGAUUGCAUUGUUCACUUCAGCUGAUUGCACUGGCCCUGAAAGCCUACUGCAUUUUGUGCCAAUGAAAGCCAUAUAUAUAUAUUUGUACUGCUGUCCAUGUACAUAAUGUACUUUUGUUACGCCUGAACUCACUGUAGUUCAAUGGGCAUACAAUCAGCCUGAUGUACUAGUCUAUAACUACCAGUGGUACAGACUAUGUUAACGGUUCAUUGGCAUUAAUGGUUCGGCCUACGAUUUUUCAACUGACUAUCUUCCAUCCCGACACAGUAUGCCUCCAAGUCGACAACCUGUAUAGCGAGGAUUUUAAUCAUUUGAACUCUAGCUAAUUCUAGAGCUAUUUAGCAUGCUGUUGUAUUUAGUCAAAUAAGGAUGCUCUUGAUCAUUGGCUAGUCUGUAUUUGUACUGUACCUUGAGACUGCGUGUUUACUUUUGGAUUAGGGACGGGGAGGUGACUCUGGGGGAGAAUAAUCUUCAAAAUGUUUGUGCCAUCAACUGAUACUGUUCUUUUGAAUUGAUUCGACAAUGUCAGAUGGUCUUUUUCAAUCGCAGUUGUCACAUACUGUAUAUAUAACCCCCAGUAGGAUGCAUUUUGUAUCGUCCCUUUUUCAAGAAGCCAAUCUGCAUAGUGCAUUCAUUGCUGUUUUGUUUGUGUAGGAGUAGUUUGGUCCCCGGGUAGAAGCAGUAGGACCAUUUUGAAGCUAUGAUGAGCUGCCUACUUGAUCAUGCAUUAGAUUUCUCUGGUCUAGAUGGGUCAUAUGAGUGCACUGAGGUGAGAACAUGGCCCUGGUUUAAAUACUUCAGAAAUUAAUAUCUCCUUCUUACCUCCUUUUGAAGGAAUCACAGAUCAGAAUUGGUGGGGUUGUUGAAAUCUUGCUUACACCUAUCCAGUCUGACCAAUGCUUAACUGGAGGAAACAAGGAAGGAUGUAUUUCUACAGAAUUUGAACAGGGCCCUAGCCCCUACUCCAUAGCAGUGGUGGAAAAAGUACCCAAAAGUAAAGAGUAUAAGUAAAUAUACCUUAAUGGAAAAUGGCUCAAGUGAAAGUCUAAAAGUAUUUGGUUUUAAAUAUACCUAAGUAUCAAAAGUAAAUGUAAUUGCUCAAAUAUACUUAAGUAUCAAAAGUAAAAGUACAAAUUAUUCCAAAUUCCUUAUAGUAAGCAAACCAGACGGCACAACAUAUUUUAUUUAUUUACAGAUAGCCAGGGGCACACUCCAACACUCAGACAUCAUUUACAAACAAAGCAUUUGGUUAGUGAUUCUACCAGAUCAGAGGCAGUAGAGAUGACCAGGGAUGUUCUCUUGAUAAGUGUGUGAAUUGGACCAUUUUCCUGUCCUGCUAAGCAUUCAAAAUCUAACGAGUACUUUUGGGUGUCAAGGAAAAUGUAUGGAGUAAAGAUUACAUUAUUUUCUUUAGGAAUAUAGUGAAGUAAAAGUCAGUUAUCAAAUAUAAACUAGUAUAGUACAGAUACCCCCCCCCACACCACUCUUCCACCACUCUUCCAUAGGUACUCCUGUAGAUCUAAAAGAAUCGGAUAAGUUUUACAAUAUGGCAAUUGCUUCACCAUGUGGUCGGAAUUUUCGCCAUAUUGUUUAUAGUUAUACGGAUCUUAUCACUUCAGAUCUGCAUAAAGCGUAAUUCAGUGUAAAGACACAGAGACGUGACAGUCCGGCGUCCAUUGCUUUGUGGCUCUGAGACCAGCUUUGUGGCUCUGAGACCAGCGUCAGCGGGGGACGCACUGCCCGGACCACCCCAAGUCCUCUAUUCAUUUGAAUGUGUUGACAGUUGGAGAAAUAGCUUGAGCCGCGCUGAGAAUUUGAAGAAGUAUGAAAGCCAACAGUCCAAUAUUCUAGAACACUGCUGUGUGUACAAGCAGACGUUUUGGACUCUGAAAGGCCUAGGGGUUGUGUAGGGCAUCACUGGUAUGUUGAUGCCCUUCACCCACCAGGAAUAAGAGUACAGAAGAGUUAAUUGAGUAUUCAGGCGAACUGCUGUAGACUUUAGAUUACAGUAAAAGUUAUUGAAGACCUUACACAAACAAGAUGACUUGUGACAUAGCAAUAAGAAAGCAGUGCUGUCCAUUGUUUGCUUUGAAAUCAAGAACUUCCUCGAUGAGAAACAGUGUUCAACAAUCUUGAUCAAUAUGAUGACAUGUAUGCUGAAAAAUGGGUCCCAGUAUCUAAUAAUAGAAGUACGAAAUGUGUGGUAGUGAUGUAGGUGUAAAUAUUUCUAAAAUUAAUGACUGACGAUCCUGUUAUUUGAUUGUUUAUUUUCCCUAAAUCUGCCAUUUUCUUUCACCUAACAUGAUGCAAUGACACAGACGAACUGGCCAUCUAACAUUUCGGGGCAAAUGCCAGAUGGGCCAGUCAAUUUUUUGGCCCAGUGGGCCUAUCUAACUUUGGUUUAUUGCGCAAAAUGAUAAUCUGGCCAAUAAUGGGGGCCUCGAGGAACAAAAUGGGCCAGUAUGGGGGCCUCAAUGAAAAAAAAAAAAAAAAAGUAGAAAUGCCUGGGCUGAUUUGUGGCCCCUUGAUACUGUAAAUGGGGUACAUGACUUAUUUUGGGGGGUUGAAUAAUCUCUGUAGCUUUUUGUACUUUGAACGAGGGGUAGAUAAACAUCAAAACAUGGCAAAAUUCUGCAUAGGCUUCUUUGUACUUUCAAUUGAAUAUUUGAACCUGUCGGUACAUUGACAAGGACAACUUGAGGCCAUUGUACUGCAGGUAAAGCAUUGAAAUGUAUUCUAAUAUAUAUUGAAAUAUGGACCACAACGCUUCUUUCAAAUCUGUUGGAUGAAAUAGAGGACAAAUUUUUCUAAUAAUUUCAAGCCAAGGACUAUAUUCUUGAUUCCCUGUCCAACAUGUUUUAUUAACCUAUGCAGUUUCUGGUUUACCAUUCCUAAAACUUUAUUCAUUUGAAAUGGACAAUAUCAGAAGAUUGAGGAUUUUGUAAACAAUAUUAUUUUCUCUUUUUUUGUGCGUAUCAGGAUUGGAUUGAAAUGGGUAUUGUGCCACUUUAUGUUAUCUUUAAAUGUACAAUAAAUUAUAUUUCAAGAGCG